Chaetomium fimeti is the source of this 2513-nucleotide messenger RNA. RefSeq lists its product as uncharacterized. The record is from RefSeq and is a predicted model, not a curated record. The transcript is spliced from 3 exons. The coding region runs from base 79 to 2289 and encodes 736 amino acids. NCBI's taxonomy places the organism in Eukaryota, Fungi, Ascomycota, Sordariomycetes, Sordariales, Chaetomiaceae.
CCGGGGUAAGAAACAUGGCACCUUCCUCCGCUUUCGCUUUGACAACAUAAGCCCACUGGCGUCGUUAAUAUCGCACCGAUGAUGGGACAAGGCCUGGUAGCGUCUCAACCUCGGAUUGCUACGUUAGUUUCUCGGGUCCUUUCGCUACUGGAGACGCUCAUUUCCGCUGUGGACGACGGCGCUCCCGAGGGCGCAACCGUCGUCUCUCAUAUCGCGCGGUUCAAGCUAUGGGUCGGAAGUUUGGGCGCCCAUCGUCUCUCUGGGAGUCGUUCUCUCGAAUACCGACUUCGCGAUGCGUCGUCAAUCAGGAACCACGUCAUCUCGCUGCUGCAGGAUUUAUGCGAUUCCGUGGAUGAAGGAGUCUCCGCGGCAAACGAAACAAGCGUAAAGGCACCUUUAAAUAAAGACGAUGGAGACGCAGUUGGAUACUCGACCGACGCUGAACUAGAGGAGUAUUUUCGGAACGACAAUACUCGCGGAGCUUCCGAACUAGGCGAUAUCCUCGACGAGAUCGGGCACACUGUUGAUUGUCUACUGAGGCUGUCGAUAACGAUUCGAAACCCUGCACCGCAUGAUCACUUCAAGUCCAGAGCCGGGGCAGAACUCGCCGACCUCUACGAACCCUGGGAUGUCGGGCACGUCCGAGGGAAGUUCCCAAAGGCGGAACCUGCAAUCGCCGAGAGGCUAGGGAAGGCCAUAUCGCGCAGAAGGCAGUACUUCAAGUACCGAGAGGAGCAUGCCCACAAACUUGCCGAAGGGAUGGACGAAGGGGUGGGAGAGGCUAGCGAGGCGGUAGAGGAAGCUAGCGAGGGCGGCGAGCGAGAGAAGGCAACAACGAUUGCCUCCUCGAUCCCUAACCACCUCAAAGGACUCGAGACGACGGAAGAUAUUGCCAGAUUUGACGACAGCGAGUCCAACGUCUCCAAGACUUCAUACGCCCUAUCCACCGCUGACGAAGGUCUACUUCGUAUACCUCCCCUGCCAAAGGAGCAUGCCCAAGGGCCCUUUAAAUGCCCAUUUUGCUGCAUGAUUGUCUCGAUUCACACAAGGUACGACUGGAAGAAGCAUGUAUUUCGAGAUCUGCGGCCGUACAUCUGUUUGUCCAGUUCGUGUGCGACAGCCGAGCAGCAGUACCUACGACGGAGCGAUUGGAUUGACCACAUGAAGCAAGAUCACUGGAGGACAUGGAGCUGUCCCUUCAACUGCUUACCCCCGUUCCACUCAAAACUAGAGUUUGGCGCGCAUAUCAAGGAAGCUCAUGGAAGGGAGGCGCGAAGCUUGGAUACGCUCGAAAGUCUGAGUAGCCAGCUUGAUCUGACCAAAACGAAGGCGGAGUGCCCGCUCUGUCUUGCCUUUAAGAUCACAUCGGACAAACAUUACGCCUCACACGUUGCAGCGCACCUCGAGCAGCUCGCACUCUUUCCUCUACCUAGCACGAGUGCAGGAGGGGAGGACAGCGAUGGCGACGACAGCGAGAGCAACAAAGAAGUGGGCAGUCAAGACAAAUCGGGCAGCUUUGACAGCGACAACAGAAAUUCUGAUGUCAAGAGCUCCCUUAGCGGCGGAGAGAGCGGCCGCAUAUUUGCGAAUCCUGGCACUAAUGUGGGACCUUACCCCCGUUCCGACAGCAACGAAGGCAGUGAUAGCGGAUUUUCAAGGCGGCCCACGCUAGGAGAAUUGCAUGCGUCGCUAUAUGACCAAACCGACGAAGUCGAGGGCCGCAAACAGUCGUGGCUCGACGACAUCCCAGCGACGAAGGCUGCGGGGAAUGUCCAAGGGCGCCCCAAAGAUGGACUGAACCAUGCCCGGCGCAAUUCUGACCCCGGCGGCGAGAAGCGGGAGCGCGAUGCGGAAAGUAACAUAUAUACCUCGCGUCGUGGCAUCGAGACUCGCCAUAGCAUUGUAAGGGACUGGGUCAUCAUAGACGUGCCCCCCGGCACAGAGCGUGUGCGCCUGGACGGUGCAGGCGGUACCUCGGCCCAAGUCACCUGGCAGAAAUACAGCGGCGUGCGGCGCUGUCGAUUCAUCCCCGGCCGCGACGACGGGGACUCUCCUGAUCACCCGCCGCCGACCUCGAAGCGUCGCGAGAUCUGGACCGAGAUCACUAAGGAUUUGAUCAUUCGCGAGGCUAUCGAAGAGGUGGGCUAUGACUACGAAGAGACUGAGUACUUCUUUUACAUCAUGGAAUAUCUCAUAUAUGAUGAUGUUUUACGACUGGUAGCGCUUUCCGAUGCCGUUCGCCGGGCCCCUACGGACCGUGUCCAGCAUCACGUAGGGCCGCGAGUAUAGGGACCAGUGAAACCGGGAGUAUCGCAUCCCGGCUGAUCCGCACCACGACGACGAUGGCGGCCGGGGUAGGUAGACCACAUGACGAUGGCAGUAGGACUACUGAAAUCACUGCAUGCUCGAGCAGCGCGGCUCGAGGUACUAUUAUUACCGCCUAUAAACGUACUGAGUCGAGUUAUCUGGUGACGAAUAGCAAGAUGGCCAUAGAAAAUAUGCUCGAGUUGAAG